CACAAAGGUCAGACGUGUACGUGCUUUCUACGACUCAUAUGAACACGUUCCACACGGAGCCUAAGCGAAUCAAGAGUUGCCUUUCUUCGGUAGUACCCGGAUUUGCCCGUGGGGAAAAUAGCUACGUCAUUGUUCACCGACGGACUACCCCGCUUGAAAUAAGAAAUGGACCUACACGAAUAAUACAUUUGUGAAAAAUUACAGAUCUGAAAGAUGUUCCUUUAUGCUUCCAAAACCAUACCGCAAGCGAAGCGCUGCAUGUUGAGACAAUGAACAAUGACCAUAGUUGACAGAUCUUCAGAGAAAUCUGACCACGAGUCAGUCGGGUGCAAGCGCUCCGGAUCGCUGACCUUCCCCGGCGGCGACGGGAACGGGAUGGACGGCGGGUGCUCCAGCUGGGGGGCGGGGGGUCCCUCAUCCUCCGACACCCCCAGGGUGAAGACCGGGGGCUGCAUGGGCCCAACCCCUGGAGCCACUGUCUACAGCAGCAGUGCUGCCAUCACCGCAGACAGGCCCAAGGAGCAAGUGGUGCUGACCAGUGGGGACGGCAUCGCCUUGCCCCAGAAGGUGCUGUUCCCGGCCGAGCGGCUCAGCCUGAAGUGGAACCAGGUCAACCGCAUCGGAUCAGGUCUCCAGAACCUGGGCAAUACCUGCUUCCUCAACUCGGCUCUGCAGUGUCUCACCUACACUGCUCCCCUCAGUAACUACAUGCUGUCCCGGGAGCACUCUAAAACGUGUCACGAGCCUGGAUUCUGUAUGAUGUGCACCAUGCAGAAUCACAUCACCCAGGUCUUUGCCAACUCUGGGAACGUCAUCAAGCCCAUCGGAGUCCUCAAUGAGCUCAAACGGAUUGCAAAGCAUUUCCGUUUUGGUAGCCAAGAGGACGCCCAUGAGUUCCUGCGGUACACAGUGGAUGCUAUGCAAAAGUCCUGCCUGCCCGGAAGCAAAUUGGACAGGCAAACACAGGCAACCAGUUUCAUCCAUCAAGUCUUUGGAGGGUAUCUAAGGUCCAGAGUGAAAUGUUUAAACUGCAAAGCAGUCUCUGACACGUUUGACCCUUAUUUGGAUGUCGCUUUGGAAAUAAAGACUGCUCCCAGUAUCACCAAAGCACUGGAGCAGUUUGUUAAGCCUGAGCAGCUAGAUGGAGAGAAUGCCUACAAAUGCACUAAGUGUAAGAAGAUGGUUCCAGCCUCUAAGAGAUUCACCAUCCACCGCAGCUCCAAUGUGCUCACCAUCUCACUGAAGCGCUUCGCCAACUACAACGGGGGCAAGAUCGCUAAGGACGUGAGGUAUCCUGAGUGCCUGGACCUGCGUCCCUUCAUGUCUCAGUCCCACGGGGAGCCCCAGGUCUAUGUGCUCUACGCUGUCCUGGUGCACUCUGGCUUCAGCUGCCACGCUGGACACUACUACUGCUACGUCAAGGCUAGCAACGGCCAGUGGCACCAGAUGAAUGACUCCUCUGUAUCAGUCAGUGACAUCAGAUCAGUCCUCAACCAGCAGGCGUACGUCCUCUUCUAUAUCAGGUCACCUGAUCUGAAGAACGGAGGGGACUACAACCACAUGAGUCGGCCCCCUGGACAAUCGUCCCCCCGCCCCAUCCUCACACCCCGGGUCAACAUUGGACCACGACACACCAACACUUGCUUCAUAGGACCACAGCUGCCCCCACACAUGGCCAAGAACACCUUUCACAUCAAUGGGAAUGGCUCCCUAAGGGACUUCCCCUCUGGCUCAAAGCCCAGCAGUGGGAGCAGCAGCAUGGGCAAGACUAGCUACGGCCUGCUCUCCUCUUCUUCCUCUUCCUCUCAUUCUCUAAGCUGUCCUACAGGUAUCCCUGACACUGCCAAGCGUCAGAAGCUCUCCUUCUUCAUCGGUCAGGGCAAACAGAUCCGCCCCUCCUCAUCAUCCUCCUCUUACGCCCAGCCGUCCUCCUGUUCUUCGUCACAGACUACCUCAGACAUGUCCGCGCCCCAGGCUCCUUGCAUAAACGGUACACCCUCCGUUAACGGAAACGGUCAUGGAGCCUCAUUCCUGGUGCCGUAUGGCCAGGAGUCAUCGGAGGAGUCUGACCAGGAGGGAGGCAGCGGUUUGGAGAACGGCACAACCAAGCCUCACGUUAACGGGAGGAAGGGAGGGGCCGUCUAUGGCCCCGUCCCCAGAGUGCUGGCCCUCAAGCCCAACGGCAUCAGUAACGGCCAGGCCACCAUGCACCAUAACGGGUCUGGGACAAACGGCUCCUCCAAACUCAGCCAGAUCGGACAUCAGAAUGGACACCACAAAGUUAAUGGCAUCAAACAACCGGAGAAGGUCAACGGUCAUGUACUGUCUCCUGGGUUGGGUCCCAGCAGUUCUAAUGAGGCGGAGUCUCACCACAGUGGCCCAAGCAAAGAGGUGUAUAGUGCCAUCCCCAGCCAGGACAACCCGUCUCAGAGCCUCCACAGUGCCGACAGCGAUAGCCACCUCUCCCCAACCCCAGAGAAAAGGACUAAAACUCACUCUGACCCCCUCCCUCACCACCCACCAUCAACCACUGCUAACCCGCCAUCCUCAUUGGCCGAUGUUGGCGCUAAGCCACCUACUGACACCAUGAGGGAAUCCAGCUCCACCUCCAACCCUGGGGCCUUACCCCUCCAGCCCACCCCCCACUCCCUCAGAACCCUAGUCUCUCCAGCCUUCUCCCAGCCCCUCUCUGGACCAGGCCAGGGGACCACAAAAGGCCUCGGAGCACCACACAGCAGAUCUGGGGAGGACGUCAGGGAGACUGAGAACAGCCCAGCAGCAGGGCUGGAUGGACGGCUGGACGGCAAGCCCAGCUCCAGAGAGGGAAGAGACCGGAUGUAUUCUUCUGAUCGGGAUAAGGGGAGAGACCGACUAUAUUCUUCGGACCGCGAUAGGGAUGGAGACCGGCUGUACUCUUCUGACCGGGAUAAAGACGGAGAAAGGAAUGGGUACCACCGUGACAUGAGCCGUGAACGCAACUGGGACCGUGACUCAGACCGCUAUCGACACCGGCGGGACCACAGAGAUCGAGAACACCACCGAGACCGAGAACACCACCGGUCGUACCGUGAUCGCUCGGCCAGCCGGGACAGACACUGGGAGUCAGAGCGUCGCUGGGAGAGGAACGCCUACCACCCCAGGGACAGGGACCGCUGCCACCACCACUACCACAGACCCAGAGAGAACAGGGAGAGGGACCGGAGGGAGCACAGCCUCCCCCAUAGAGAGGAGCCUCACGGACGCUCCAGGUGGAGGGGGGAGAGGUGUGAAGGUAAGGACAGGGGUGAUGGUAAGAGGGGUUACUACCCUUCACAGGAGGAGACCCCCCUGCCCACCCCACUAAGCUCCAACACCAAACCCAGUCAGCCCCCCACUAGCCCAGACCUCUCCCCAGCCAGACCAGCUCUGGAGAAACGACCCGAUCCUCUGAGAGAGGACAGCGUUGAGGAGCGUCGGGCCAAGAAACACAAGAAGAGCAAGAAGAAGAAGAAGUCCAAGGACAAAGCUAGGCGUCGAGAGAAUGGGACCUCUGAUGUGGAUUCCUCUGACAGGGCUGCCGAUGGCAGCAGGUCCUCCAAACACAAGAAGAAGAAGAAGAGGAGGCACGACACUGACAUGGAGGACGAGAAGUCCCGCUCUACCCAGAGUUCCGAGGGGCACCGUGACCCCAACGCCCCCCGGGAGAGUCGCAGGGCGAGCAGCAGUGACGAGGAGAGGGCGAGCAGGAAGCGACGUUACCAGGACGAUGAUGGCUCUGACAAUAGCUACCCCGAGGUCUGUAUGCAAACGUAACACAUCUCUCUCCCAUUGCAGACUUGGAAUACUGUAAAAAUCAACCUUUAUGGAAAAGUGAAAUGCAACAGGAAUGUCAUCCCUAAUAUUUGAACGUGGUGCUGAAUUACUGGGAAUAUACUGUAUUUUUACCACACAAAUGUUUUAAAGAUUCUACCAGAUUUUUUUUUUUUUUUAAGGUAUUUUUUUUUCUAAUUCAUUCGGUAGACACUUGUCACUCAAUGGACAUUUAUGAAAAAUAAUUAAUAUAUACACGUUGUAAACAAAAAAGAAGCCUGGAGCUUAACCAUCUCAACUGCUGCUUAGUGGAAGACUCAGGAUUUGUUAAAAUGAGACUUUUUCCUCCUCAGAGAACUGACCACUUGGUUAAAUAAUCGAACGACUAUUGUUGUUGCCUAGGAGAUGACCUGUUUGAUAUGACUUCAGUUGGCCGCAAGUUUGUCACCAUUAUCCACAUAUCUGUAUAGCUGGAGUUGUUGGUAAAAAAAAAAAGAUGAAAAGAAAAUGGAGGGAAACGUUAUGGAGGAGUGAGGACCGUGUGGUAGACACAAGGACAUUGCCAGCUCUUUGUUGCUUUCAAUUACUUUUUAAAAUUCUCUUAAGCCUACAAUUCUUUCUCUCAACACGUCACUGGAGAAGAUUCCUUCCCUCUGCAUCCCUCUCUUCACUCGCUUUCACUGAGAUAUCAUUUCUAUCCUUAACUCAUUCAAGGAUUUAAAAAAUCAUAAUAAUCAUGUUAUCUUAUGGCUGUGGACCUGUUUUUUUGUUUUUUUAUAGCGUCCAAAAGAAUACUGUGAAUUUAAUUUUGAACUGUACUAUCAGUUAUUUUUUUAUACAUUAAAACGGUCCUGUAUCAGGAAUACCAAUGUAGAAUUUCUUUUUUUGUUUUAGAAUUCCCACAACAUAAUUUAGACUGUGUUCUAUGGACAUAAGUCAGUAGAAUGGUAUGAUGAUCUGCUUUUGGUCUGUUUGGAUGGCUUUGUUUUCUACCUAAAAAAAGACCAAAACAUGUAAAUGGUUGUUAAUACAUUUCUAGUUCUACAAUAGCAUGUCAAAUUUAUACAUUGUACAAGGUAUAUAAAACGCCUUAAUACAUUUAAUGUCAUUAUUAUUAUUUUUUGAAUGAAUGCUGUUGAUUGAUUGGGGAAGUACACACAGAUGGUGAAAAGUUUCUUCCAUUUUAUUGGAAGGAGUAAUUUGUCUGACUUUUGGUAAAAAAAGAUUGCAUAUGAGUGAUUGUUUAAUUGGUUGCUUGGAUAGACUGAAACACUUUGGAUUUAGGGCUAACAGUGGUUAGGUAAUUUUUCAUAUUGUUUCCAGGUUACACAAUGAUAGUGUGGGAGUUCAAAACAGGACCUGUGAACCUUGUAUGUGGACCUGUAUUGUCCACAUACAAUAGACUGUGUGGAAGCUAUAACCUAAAGAAUAGGUGGCUGGGUAGGUAUCAGACUGGUCAGUUACACAGGAGAAGAUCUGGUAUUUUUACUCAAAAUUCUCAUAACAUUAAGGCUGCUGUAACAUUUUGAGAUUCUCUUGAGCUUUUACACAACUUUUGUAAAGUUCCAUCUCUGUCUCACAACGGGGCGAUUUAGAUCCAAACCUGAUCUAUUCAAUCUUUUUCGCUGAAGUGUUACACUUGGCGCUCUAUAAAUUGAGGUAAUUUCCAAUUGAGCUGACAUAUGCAGCGUUUACCGUGAACGCAGUCUCUGCUAACGCGGGAACAUUGAAAUGUAAUGGCAAUCACGCUGUCUUCUACGAUACAGAGUGAAUAGAGCCAUUAGUUUUCACCUUCCAAUGUAAAAACCAGCUGGCUUGGCUGCUACAUUUCUGUUUCUUUUAGAAAUAUGAGGAAUUGUUUUUCUUCAUUUUCUCUGUGGAGUUGGAGUUGAGGGUUUCUUCCACUGCAGUAUGUAAUCUGUAAUGCUCAUUGCUCAACUUUGAAAUGUGAACAAACGGGUGUAGGCUAGCCAUAACCUUUUACAUGCUACAGAAACAAACUAUGUACAGUACAUAUGUCAAGGGGAAUACACUUUUGUAAUUAGAGAAAAUAAAUAUGAAAAACAAA
This is a messenger RNA of Oncorhynchus mykiss (rainbow trout), 5857 nucleotides long. NCBI's taxonomy places the organism in Eukaryota, Metazoa, Chordata, Actinopteri, Salmoniformes, Salmonidae. The record is from RefSeq and is a predicted model, not a curated record.